Prorocentrum cordatum is the source of this 744-nucleotide messenger RNA. The record is from the annotation of a GenBank genome assembly. Lineage: Eukaryota; Dinophyceae; Prorocentrales; Prorocentraceae.
ACUCGCUGCAGCGUCAACCACAUAGCAAGGGCCAUGUACGGAGGGCUCCGGCGCGGCCUCGGUCUCGGCACGCGGCUGGCGCAGCAGCAGGCGCGGCAGCAGGCGCUGCGGGCGCCAGGGCUUCAACCGGCCGCGGCCAGCGGCGCUGCGCGCCCGCUCGCGAGGCCGUUCAGCGUCCUCGGCGGGAGCGCCUUUCCGCAGCUGGCCGCGGUGCAGAAGGCCGCGAGCGUCCAGGCUGCCCCGGCGCUCGAGGCUCGCGCGGUGCCGCUGCCGUCUUCGGCCCCGGCAGUGGGGAGGCUGGCCGCGGAGCAGGCGCAGGCGGUGGAGGGCGCAGAGAGCACCGUCGUACCAGGUGGUAAGUUGAUGGACACCGCACGGUCGAGCUCAAUGGUGUUCGAGAUCGGUCUCACGUUCACGUUCUUGCACUACCAGUCCAUCUUCAUCGGAGUGAUGAGGUGUCUCUUCCAGGCGUUCCGUCCCCUGCUGAUCCUCUUCGUCUUCGGGCAGAUCCUCAAGGCCGUCUUCUUCAUCGCCGGCGCUCCCAUCUGGUUCUCCUUCUACUCGAUCUGGCUCUUCGAGGUCGGCUACGGCCUCGCGCAGUGUGCCAUCUCCUUCAUCUUCAUCAGCUUCUUCUACAACAACCUCUCGUUCGCCCGCGUGCGCCCGACGCUCGCCCACAUGCUCCGGCAGCAGCGCGAGAAGCUGUCGAGGGCGGCCCAGCUGCUGAGCGGCAGCGUGCACUGA